Neodiprion fabricii is the source of this 1986-nucleotide messenger RNA. Its product is annotated as probable cytosolic Fe-S cluster assembly factor CPIJ010948. Gene Ontology annotation, biological process: iron-sulfur cluster assembly. Gene Ontology annotation, cellular component: cytosolic [4Fe-4S] assembly targeting complex. Gene Ontology annotation, molecular function: 4 iron, 4 sulfur cluster binding. The transcript is spliced from 7 exons. The record is from RefSeq and is a predicted model, not a curated record. NCBI's taxonomy places the organism in Eukaryota, Metazoa, Arthropoda, Insecta, Hymenoptera, Diprionidae. The coding region runs from base 129 to 1589 and encodes 486 amino acids.
UGACGCUAAGUACACUGAAGUACACUGGGAAAAUCACGAAGGUUGUCGUGUGCGCAAGUGAUAGUCAUUGAUGUAUUGCGAAGUAUACACCUGAUAUUCCAACUGAUUUCAAUAUAAAGUUUUAAAACAUGGCAUCACGAUUUAGUGGUGCUCUGCAAUUGACGGAUUUAGACGAUUUCAUAACUCCGUCACUGGAGUGUAUAAAACCAAUUGAAAUACCAAAGUCGAAGGCUAAGACAGGGGCUAAAAUAAAAAUACAGGAAGACGGAGCGUAUGUAGAAUUAAAUGAGUGUGGUACUUCGGAAAAACUUCAAAAAGUCGAGAUCACUUUAGCCGACUGCUUAGCUUGCAGCGGCUGUAUAACAUCGGCCGAAAGCGUUCUUGUUACUCAGCAGAGCCAAGAGGAACUUCUGAGGGUCUUACAGGAAAAUCAGAACUUUCGAGAGAAUGGAAAACAAGAAGAGGCGAGAUUCAUCGUAGUGAGUUUAUCAGUACAGCCAGUUUUGUCGCUAGCCGAGCGUUAUGGUUUGGAUCCAGAAAGCGCUGCCCGGAAAUUAGCUGGUCAUUUUCGUCAAUUGGGAGCAGAUAUGAUAUUGGAUAUGACUGCAGCAGAUGAUUUUUCUCUGCUGGAAUCAGCGAGAGAAUUUAUUGAAAGAUAUAAGUCUUCUCAGGAUAAUGUCAAAGGUCAAAUACCGAUGCUGGCUUCGUCUUGUCCAGGCUGGGUUUGUUACGCGGAAAAGACUCACGGAAAUUUCAUACUGCCCUAUAUAAGUGUGACAAAAUCGCCACAACAAGUAAUGGGUUCUUUGGUCAAAUACCAUUUGGCCAAGUACAAAGGGCUACCUCCUGAGCGAGUAUAUCACAUCAGCGUGAUGCCCUGUUAUGAUAAAAAAUUGGAAGCCUCUCGAGAAGAUUUUUACAAUGAACUUAAGCAGACCAGAGACGUCGACUGCGUGAUUACGUCAAUUGAAUUGGAAAACAUGUUGAUUAGUCAGGGAGUGUCAUUGAACGAUGUUGAAAGUGGUGAAAUAGACCGACCUUUUGGUGCAUACAACAAAGAACAAUCUGACAAAAUAGUUUGGGGACAUCAAGGCUCGGGAUCAGGUGGCUAUGCUCAUUUCAUAUUCCAGUACGCCGCUUAUCAUCUUUUCCAAGAAGCCAAUACUACUGUUGAAUUUAAAAAUCUAAGAAAUCCAGAUUUCAAGGAGGCAGUUUUGGAAAAAGAUGGAAAGAUUUUACUCAGGUUCGCUAUUGCUAAUGGCUUCAAAAACAUUCAAAACCUCGUUCAGAAACUUAAAAGAGGGAAGUCUCCGUAUCACUAUGUUGAAGUUAUGGCCUGUCCUUCAGGCUGCCUCAACGGUGGAGCCCAAAUACGACCUCAGGAUGGUUCACAGCCACGUGAAUUGGCCGCUAAACUUGAAACAGUUUAUCACAGUCUUCCUUUAAGUAAACCAGAAGAAAAUUGUGUUACAUUAAGUUUGUACACUACGUGGCUUGAAGGCGAGCACUCCGACAAAUCCGCUGCUUUCCUCCAUACGCAGUAUCAUGAAAUAGAGAAGAUGAAUACGGCACUUGCAAUUAAGUGGUGAAAUGUUCCACAAGAAUGGCACAACUAAUAACUAAGUAGGUAAUUCUCCAAAUUGGUAUAAGGUAAAGAACAAAAUUGGAUGAUUUGUAUUAGCAAUUACAAUAUAUUAAUAUUUAUAAACAUCUUUAUCAUUUGAAAUAUAUUUACAAAUUAAAAUCAUAUGAAAUAAAUAUGUGGUACAAUACUGAAGUAAAUCGACACAUAUUUCAUGCCAGGACAACAAGUUUUGAGUUCGAGUGUUAUUAAGUGUUACUCACAAAAUCUAUCUAAGAAUUAAAAUUGUACUGUUUGUGUGUAUUAUGCGAAAUUACAAAUAUUUUUCGGUUUCUCAUCUAUUCUACAUAGUGUUAUUAUCACGUUACUAACAUUAACUUCCAGUUAUAUACAGGUAUGUUGCA